Molecule: messenger RNA, 456 nt
Organism: Paramuricea clavata
Lineage: Eukaryota; Metazoa; Cnidaria; Anthozoa; Malacalcyonacea; Plexauridae
Source: the annotation of a GenBank genome assembly
AUGGCGUCCUCCUCCGAAUCUUUCCUUGCUCAUCUCGCCAAACUGCAAACUAAAAAGAGAAAAAGAUUAGAGUUGAUAUCCCAGUUAACUGCUAUAAAAGAAGUGUCUAUGCAGUAUGUUGAUCCAUGUCAGAUCGAAUCUGUGUUGUGUGUAAAACAUGGUCUCCACGUAACAGCACAGUUACAGCUGGCUUUGAAAAGUGUUCCUCCCAUUCUAUCAACAUCGGACAGAACAAAAUUACUGGACAUUAUUUUUAUAGGAUUGGGGCUCAAUUACUCCACAGAAGAAAAGAACUUGAUUGUAAGAGGAUUUGCACACGGGAAUAUAACAGCACCUGUAGAACAGUUUCUGUUCCUAUCACCUCCCGUUGAAAACUGCAUAAAAUGCAAUACUCGCUUGCUUUGUCACAACAAACCUAGCGAGGUAACAGUUUAUAAGCUUGACGGGGGAAACUGA